Molecule: messenger RNA, 3578 nt
Organism: Linum trigynum
Lineage: Eukaryota; Viridiplantae; Streptophyta; Magnoliopsida; Malpighiales; Linaceae
Source: the annotation of a GenBank genome assembly
UUGACAUAUGGGCUCGGUUAAGAAAUGGGCCACAUUGUAAGGCCCAAAACUCCAAUUCGUUCUUUCCAGGUCUCUCCGUCUUGCUUCUCUAAUGUACAUUUUCUCUUCCGUCCUCUCCAGACAAAAAAAUCUCAGCUUGGUGGAUUGCCCUGCUGCUCAGUUCCGGUGAGUUCCUCCGGCAACGAUUCAACCCUGAAUCGCCUUUCUCUCUAUUUUCCAUAUUCCACCGCUUACGGAUCAAUUUGAUGUUGGAAAAUCUGUCACUGCUAAAAGUGCUUUCUUCCUCCUAGAAAGCUGAAUUGCCUUGCGGGGGACGCGGCGGCGGUUAUUGCUUUUGUGAUGUGGGGGGGAUUCUCUCAUUCUUUAGGACUUGACUGUGUUAAUGCUCAGUGUUGAACUUCGAUUCUUCUGGAUAAGGAGUCAAUUUAGAACUGAUUCCGCUCCUGUUUUGUUGUAUCGUUGUGUAGACCUGCAAGUCCCCAAUUGUUCUCCCGGUGGUUUCUGGGUAUCUUCAGAGGGUUUUGUGUGGCUGCUGAACUCGAACCACAAUGGGGAUCAUUGAGAAGAUUAAAGAAAUCGAGGCCGAGAUGGCUCGGACCCAGAAGAAUAAAGCCACAGAGUACCAUCUUGGUCAGCUCAAGGCGAAAAUCGCAAAGCUUAGGACACAGCUGUUGGAGCCUCCGAAAGGUUCUAGUGGAGGUGGUGAUGGUUUUGAAGUUACAAAAUUUGGUCAUGGACGAGUUGCACUUAUUGGGUUUCCAAGUGUGGGGAAGUCAACUCUUUUAACUAUGUUGACGGGGACCCAUUCGGAAGCUGCAUCAUACGAGUUUACAACACUUACCUGUAUUCCUGGCAUCAUACACUACAAUGACACAAAAAUUCAGCUGCUUGAUCUUCCUGGAAUCAUUGAAGGUGCUUCUGAAGGAAAAGGACGUGGAAGACAAGUUAUUGCUGUUGCAAAGUCUUCGGACAUAGUUUUGAUGGUUCUUGAUGCUUCCAAAAGCGAGGGUCAUCGUCAGAUAUUGACAAAGGAACUGGAAGCCGUGGGAUUGCGUUUAAACAAGAGACCCCCUCAAAUUUAUUUCAAGAAGAAAAAAACUGGCGGAAUCUCUUUCAACAGUACUAUGCCUUUGACUCAUGUUGAUGAAAAGCUCUGUUACCAGAUUCUACAUGAGUACAAGAUUCACAAUGCAGAGAUCCUAUUUCGUGAGGAUGCCACAGUGGAUGAUUUUAUAGAUGUGAUCGAGGGUAAUCGUAAAUACAUGAAGUGUGUAUAUGUCUACAACAAGAUAGAUGUUAUUGGUAUUGAUGACGUCGACAAUCUAGCUCGACAGCCCAAUUCUGUUGUCAUCAGCUGCAAUUUGAGGCUCAACUUUGACAGACUGCUUGCAAAGAUGUGGGAGGAAAUGGGGCUUGUGAGAGUCUACACAAAACCACAAGGCCAACAACCCGAUUUUGGUGAUCCCGUGGUUCUGUCAGUAGACAGAGGAGGUUGCUCAGUCGAGGACUUCUGUAACCACAUCCACAGAAGUUUAGUCAAGGAUGUGAAAUACGUGCUGGUAUGGGGCAUCAGUGCACGACAUUAUCCGCAGCACUGUGGUCUUGCUCACGCUCUUCAAGAUGAGGAUGUUGUCCAAGUUGUCAAGAAAAAGGAAGGGAAUGAAGGAGCGAGAGGCCGGUUUAAGUCACAUUCCGAUGCUCCUGCUCGGAUAUCCGACAGACAAAAGAAGGCGCCUCUGAAGCAGUGAACAUCGAUCGAGAGACAAACCCCCUGGGAGACGGGUUGCAUCGAAUUAGGACCUGCGUUAGUUGGCAGCACUGUUCUUGUUAUAUGUUUGUACCAAAAUCAUGCCGAGGAGCCCGUCUUGAAUGAAUGCUUUGCUCAUGUUUUCAUUGCUGCAUGAAUCAAGAGGACUUACCUCUAUUCCAGAGGACAUAGAUUUGAAAUUUUGUCACCAAUGGUGGGUGCUUGAGAUGAAUACCUGUUCUAAAGUUGGAAGGAGGCACGAUCUAUUAUAGAGUUCUGUUGGGUUCUUGUAUUUGUUUUGUUUUACCUUGUCCUAUUUUGGUCAUGUUCCCUCUGUAUGAGCGGUGUAUCUAGCAUCCUAGUAGAACGCUUCAGAGUGCUACCUGUUUAGAAGGCAAAAGCAACUAUCUUGACCUAAACAGUUAGAUCUCAAGCAUCAUAUUCAGAACCGAUGGAUGGUAUGAAUGAUGAACUAGUUCAAGAGCAAUUCUACUAUGCUAUAUAGUAUUGGUGUUUUAAUGUACAAUUUGAAGUUGUACCAUAACAUUAAAUGUACAAGUUUAGGUUGUACCAUAAAAGAAUUUGUAUCACUAUGUUAUGGUACAACUUUACAACUUGAAGUUGUACCAUCACAUAAGGUACAAGUUUAAGUUGUACCAUAAAAGAAUUUGUACAAAAAGUAUAGGUACAAUCUGAAGUUGUAUCAUAACAUUAAAGGUACAAUUUCAAGUUGUACCAUAAAGGUAAAAACCUAUAGCACCAAUGCUAUAUAGCAUUGUAAAAUUCCUCCUAGUUCAAUUGUUCAAACGUGGUCAAUGUAGUGAAAAAGGAAACUGUAGACACGGUCUGCGAUAUGAGGCACAAGGCAAACAACAAACAUUUGAACGGUUAUGGGAUGGGGUCUGGGCGGGAGUGUCAAGUCAUCAACGGCGGCGGACGAGUAUAAACUCCGGCGCAUCUUCUGCAUGCAUUGCCAAGAGUACGGUGCUAGCUAGCUGCCUCUACUCUCUACCUACCAUCGAAACAGAAUCCAGAGUCAAUAUUCUUGUCGUCUCUGGUUGAUCGAACACCAUCUCCUUGUUGUCUAUUGCAUUGCUUGCAUGCGGUGUUUUAGUGAACUCUUCAACAACAAAAAAGUUAGCGCGAGAAAGAAAAAGAGAGAGCUCAGUUGUGACAAAUUUUCAUCAGAAACGGAUGAGAGAGCGUGAAUGGACCGUACCAAUCAUCGCAAAGUCCAGUUAACCUCACAGCCCUUGAUGCACCAGCCGUGGCAGGGUACUAUUCUACCACUAGACCACUGGUGCUUCAUAUUGUUUCUCUCUUACUAAUCAGUUUUAUACCAUUUUAAGUUAUCGCUAUCUACACUUGGAAUUUGGUAAGACAACUACCACUAUUACAUGUGGACAUUUUCAUCCAUGCAAAAUUAGUUGGCAACAGUGCUGUCAAUUCAUCAAUCAUAUUAAAAUUACAUGCUAAAAAUGACAAGGAAAAUAAAAGUUUUAUGAUCUGCAGCAUCACCAUUGCAUGAAUACAACCCACUACGUAAUCUUACACUAGUUACACAGCUAGCUUGCCCAAUUGAGCAGCAAAAGGACCUCGGAAGAAAAAAGAACAAAAUGGGAGCCGGCGGCAAACUGACUCGUGAUUCAGCAAGCAAGUAAAAAGAUCGAGAAGCUCAAUGGGGUUGUUAGUGAAGAUGAUCUGAAAGUCUUGCAACGGAAACUGGACGGAACUUGUGAGGGUUCAAUUCUCAACUCAACGCAUCUAUUAAUUGUAUAUGUAAGAAGUUGUAAACCAAAGUAACCCAUCGAAACAAACUACCAUAUCGAUC